AUGUUCGACAUCGCUCAAUUGAUGGAAAGGACUAAUAAUUUACAAAUGCAUAAUGAAGUACCAUCGGAUUCUGAGCAGUGGAAAAGUCAAAAAGAAAACAUACCAGAACAAAAGCCGGCAUUAAGCAGCUUAAAUGAAUCCGAUUUUGGUAAAAUUCCUGUCCAACCCACAACACCAUUAAAUUACGCACCACCGUCGGCCGUUAUCAAUAAGUCAGCGUCAGCUCCUUCAAGAAGAGCUAUCUUAACUUCCUGGGACUGA
Didymodactylos carnosus is the source of this 261-nucleotide messenger RNA. NCBI's taxonomy places the organism in Eukaryota, Metazoa, Rotifera, Eurotatoria, Philodinida, Philodinidae. The record is from the annotation of a GenBank genome assembly.